UAAAUCCGACCGGGUGUUCGCCCUUUCCUCGCGUGACGAGAGGAAUUAUUAUUGCAACGACAGACUGCUGUUGUCACUUUCUUGUCUAGCAGCAGGUGUUCCGCUUCACUCCACUGAGCCCUCCAGCAUGUCCCGCAUCUCGUCCAACCUGCGAUGCAACCCAGGCCCCAUCCUGCUGGGGCCCUACCCUUCCUACGAGCCCCCUGUGGGCUUCCCUUCCCAGGGACUCUCCUCCUCCUCCAGGUACCACACCUCCAGACACCUGGGCUGCCUCCCAGCGCUGGAGCCAGACAGGGGGAGGCCUCUCCUCUCUCUCCCCAGGAUUGAGGCUCCUCCGGCAGGCAGGCGCAACGAGAGCUCCAGCCGUGCCCUGGGGGCAAACAGAGGUGGUCUGGGCCCCUCCCCCUCUCGUCUGGGGCCCCCUGCGGCCUGCUCCCCCCUGUCCCACCGGCACCGCCAAGCCGGCCAGUCUGGUCUGACCCAGGACCUGACCUCCCUGGGGCUAUGGGACCAGCCAGCCCCCCUCGCCAGGAGACCCAGCCCAGCCAGAGGACGGCUGGAGGUGGGCAGUACGGACCGCUAUGGCCCCCUGCUCUGGAGCUAUGAGAACAAGACUCCACAGGGCUUGGUGGGACUUCGUAACCUGGGCAACACCUGUUUCAUGAACUCCAUCCUGCAGUGCCUGAGCAACACCCCUGAGCUGAGAGACUACUGUCUGAGGGGCUGCCACCGCUCCGACCUCAGCCCUGCCUGCCAGGCCAAGGCUGCCCUCAUGGAGGAGUUUGCCAAACUCACUCAGUCUCUCUGGUCUUCCGUCUCUACGGAGCCCAUCAGCCCGUCAGACUUCCGGACCCAGGUCCAGAGACACGCCCCCAAGUUUGUGGGAUACAAUCAGCAGGAUGCCCAGGAGUUCCUGAGGUUCCUAUUGGAUGGGCUCCAUAACGAGGUGAACAGAGUGAGGGUGAGGACGAGGGUUCCCAUGGAGGACAUCGAUCACCUCUCGGACAGUGAGAAGGGGAUGAGGAUGUGGAACAGAUACCUGGAGCGGGAGGACAGCAAGGUGGUGGAUCUGUUUGUGGGGCAGCUGAAGAGCUCUCUGACCUGUAGUCACUGUGGCUACUGUUCUACAGUGUUUGACCCCUUCUGGGAUCUCUCCCUGCCAGUCGCUAAGAAGAGCACCGGGGAGGUGAAUCUGAUGGACUGCAUGCGUCUCUUCACCAGAGAGGAUGUGUUGGAUGGAGAUGAGAAACCGACCUGCUGCCGGUGUAAAACCAGGAGGAAAUGCACCAAGAAGUUCACCAUCCAGAAGUUUCCUCAGAUCCUUGUGCUUCACCUCAAACGCUUCUCUGAGUCUUGCGUCAGAACCAGCAAACUCUCCACCUUCGUCAACUUCCCUAUCAAAGACCUGGACCUCAGAGAGUUCUCCUGGGACGGCAGUGCUAAUGCAGUGUACAACCUCUAUGCAGUCUCCAACCACUCAGGGUCCACUCUGGGGGGGCACUACACUGCCUACUGCAGAAACCCCGUCCUGGGGGAGUGGUACAACUACAACGACACAAGAGUGAGUCCCAUGUCGUCUAGUCAGGUGCCCAGCAGUGAUGCUUAUGUGCUGUUCUACGAACUCUCCUCCUCCUCACACAUAUGAGCAACAUAGGCUGCUGACCGGUCGUAAGGACUGGUCUUAUAGACUCAUCUUAUAGACUGGCCAUACAGACUGGUCUUAUAGACUUCACACAGCCUGCAGGCCAGCCAUACAGACUGAUGGCAUGGAUGUACAACAGAUCAAAUGGACUCGACACAAACGUGUGUGUGCACGCGCAUCAGAAAGACCUUGUUUUACAUGUCUCCUGGUUAAUGCACUUUGACGAGGGCAUGUCCACCGCACACUGGAGAAUGUGUUUUCAGUUGGUGUCUAAACAUACAGAAAUAUGUUGUAACAGAUUAUACUGAAAUUCCGUACUCUUAAUAGUAUCUGCGACCUCUGAGUAUGGCGCCAUCUAGUGGUGGAAGUGUGUAACUCCAUAGAGCUGUUUGUGGUGCUCUGUUUUCUCCUCCAUGCUAUUACGUAGAGGCAUGGAGAGACCGUCUGAACAAAUGACGAUGUCGUAGCUAAAUGGAGAGAAUGUCUUUUAACUAAAUGUUUUAUUUUUGUAUUUAUGGAGAAUGUGGCUGUACUGAAGUACUAAUGAUAUAAAAACGUCUCUGUUUUCGGAGAGAAUUAAUAUAAUGCAGAAAAGACUACUUGAAGUAACCGCUGAAGAACAAAUGACAGUACAUUGAAUGUUUUUGAAAAGUUACAUAACUUUAAAUUAAUAAACCAGAACAAUAAAACAAGGUUUUCUUGUUGUUUGAAUUGAUAUGU
Osmerus eperlanus (European smelt) is the source of this 2362-nucleotide messenger RNA. RefSeq names its product ubiquitin carboxyl-terminal hydrolase 2-like. The transcript is spliced from 13 exons. Gene Ontology annotation, cellular component: cytoplasm. The coding region runs from base 128 to 1645 and encodes 505 amino acids. Gene Ontology annotation, biological process: protein deubiquitination. The record is from RefSeq and is a predicted model, not a curated record. NCBI's taxonomy places the organism in Eukaryota, Metazoa, Chordata, Actinopteri, Osmeriformes, Osmeridae. Gene Ontology annotation, molecular function: cysteine-type deubiquitinase activity.